CGCCCUGCCCGCUGCUCGGCGUGACGCGGGCCCGGCGCCCCGCGCCCACCAUGUCCUACCCGCAGGGCUACCUGUACCAGGCGCCCGGCUCGCUGGCGCUAUACUCGUGCCCGGCGUACGGCGCGUCGGCACUGGCGGCGCCGCGCAGCGAGGAGCUGGCGCGCUCGGCGUCGGGCUCGGCGUUCAGCCCUUACCCGGGCUCUGCGGCCUUCACCGCGCAGGCGGCCACGGGCUUCGGCAGCCCGCUGCAGUACUCGGCCGACGCAGCCGCCGCCGCCGCCGGCUUCCCAUCCUACAUGGGUGCGCCCUACGACGCACACACGACCGGGAUGACGGGCGCCAUCAGCUACCACCCUUACGGGAGCGCGGCCUACCCGUACCAGCUCAAUGACCCGGCCUACCGCAAGAACGCCACGCGGGAUGCCACGGCCACGCUCAAGGCCUGGCUCAACGAGCACCGCAAGAACCCUUACCCCACCAAGGGCGAGAAGAUCAUGCUGGCCAUCAUCACCAAGAUGACCCUCACGCAGGUCUCCACCUGGUUCGCCAACGCGCGCCGGCGGCUCAAGAAGGAGAACAAGAUGACGUGGGCCCCCAGGAACAAAAGCGAGGACGAAGACGAGGACGAGGGCGACUCGGCAAGGAGCAAGGAGGAGAGUCCGGACAAGGCGCAGGAGGGCACCGAGACUUCGGCGGAGGACGAAGGGAUCAGCCUGCACGUCGACUCGCUCACGGAUCACUCGUGCUCCGCCGAGUCGGACGGAGAGAAGCUGCCGUGCCGGGCCGGGGACCCCCUGUGCGAGUCGGGCUCGGAGUGCAAGGAGAAGUACGACGACCUAGAGGACGACGAGGACGACGACGAGGAGGGCGAGCGGGACCUGGCGCCGCCCAAGCCCGUGACCUCGUCGCCGCUCACCGGCGUGGAGGCGCCGCUGCUGAGCCCCCCAUCCGAGGCCGCGCCCCGCGGGGGCGGCGGCGGCGGCGGCGGCAAGACGCCCCUGGGCAGCCGGACGUCGCCGGGCGCGCCGCCGCCCGCCAGCAAGCCCAAGCUGUGGUCUCUGGCCGAGAUCGCCACGUCGGACCUCAAGCAGCCGAGCCUGGGCCCGGGUUGCGCGCCGCCGGGGCUGCCAGCGGCCGCCGCGCCCGCCUCGUCCGGGGCGCCGCCGGGCGGCUCGCCCUACCCCGCGUCGCCGCUGCUCGGCCGCCACCUCUACUACACGUCGCCUUUCUACGGCAACUACACAAACUACGGGAACUUGAACGCGGCGCUGCAGGGCCAGGGGCUCCUGCGGUACAACUCGGCGGCCGCGGCCCCCGGAGAGGCGCUGCACGCGGCGCCCAAGGCUGCCAGCGACGCGGGCAAGGCGGGCGCGCACCCGCUGGAGCCCCACUACCGGCCCCCCGGCGGCGGCUACGAGCCCAAGAAAGAUGCCAGUGAGGGCUGCACCGUGGUUGGUGGAGGCCUCCAGCCCUACCUAUAGAAGGGCCGCACACAGCAAUGCAAGGGGUUUGAGGACAGAGCACUGCAAUCUUCCCCGGUUUUUUUUGUUUUGUUUUGUUUUGUUUUUCCCUUUAAGUGGGAGAGGAUCCAUUCUCUUUUAGAGAGUCCCUCUUUUUCUGCUCAAGUUCUGCUUUACAGAAUCACUCCUUUAACUGGAAUGUAUUUAUUGCACUACUGCUGUUGUUUUCUCUUUGGAAAAAAUAGAUUCUUAAAAUCUGGGUAUUUGUAUGCAACUUGGAACUUUUUUUGUUUUUUAACUAUGCUAGACCCUUAAUAGACACUUGCUUUGAUGAGCGAGUGCUCCUGAAACUUGGGGUAUCAAACCCCUUUAUAGAUGAUCUUUGCAGAGUCAGACUGUAGAGACAUAGAAGGACUAGUCUAGUCUUUUAUCAGGCUUGUCCCUAUGUCCAGAUGGACUAGAUAGGGCCGUGCAGUUCGCCUGGCUGACAGCAGUAACUCACAAAAUACCUACUUUACAAGUAGGCACAAUUGCUAAUCACAGAUCUUGAAGAUGGGAAAGAUGCAAAACCAUUUCAGAUGGAGUCUUUUUUAGAAUAUGAUGAUGUUGGCAUGGGACUGAAGACUUUGGGAUGAUUUGGUUUUUUCCUUGGUCCACAGGUAGGUGUCACAAUUGCUUUGGAAAAAAAAGUCAGCAGGCCAUUCUCUCUUCCCAAGUUCAUAAAUAUACAGAUAUAUAAAACAAAAAAUGAUCUCUAAAUCUGGACCACAUCUUGUGCCACUGUAAAAGAGAAGGAUCCACAGGGCACUGCCAACCCACAGACUCUAUUGGAACAGACUUUUGUUGGACAUAUGUGAAUUUGUUGGCAUAGUAUAGCUUCCCCAAUGUAUGUGUGACUUUUGAAAACAAUCUUUUUUCUCAGGAUAUCUUGAAUUGAUCACUUCAUUGCCACGGUAUAUAUUCUAUAGGUGUGAUAGGAUUUACUGUAAAGUUUAUUUGUAAAAGAUGUACACAGUAGAAAUAAAACGUGAUUAUAGAACUUGAGUACUUAAGAAGUGGAAACAAAUUUGAUAUUUAUUUUUAUAAUGAUAUAAAGCUUCUAGUAAUUUAUGCAAGUUGUAUUGCAAUGGAAUCUAAACCUUUUGUAAAUAAAUUCUGCCUGGUUUUUAUUUGAACAUUGCUGGUUAUAUAAUCU
Molecule: messenger RNA, 2655 nt
Organism: Balaenoptera acutorostrata (minke whale)
Lineage: Eukaryota; Metazoa; Chordata; Mammalia; Artiodactyla; Balaenopteridae
Gene: IRX2
Product: iroquois homeobox 2
Exons: 5
Coding region: 51-1481 (476 amino acids)
Biological process (GO): neuron differentiation; regulation of transcription by RNA polymerase II; cell development
Cellular component (GO): nucleus
Molecular function (GO): RNA polymerase II cis-regulatory region sequence-specific DNA binding; DNA-binding transcription factor activity, RNA polymerase II-specific
Source: RefSeq, a predicted model, not a curated record